This is a messenger RNA of Octopus bimaculoides (California two-spot octopus), 6114 nucleotides long. RefSeq lists its product as uncharacterized. The record is from RefSeq and is a predicted model, not a curated record. NCBI's taxonomy places the organism in Eukaryota, Metazoa, Mollusca, Cephalopoda, Octopoda, Octopodidae. Gene Ontology annotation, molecular function: DNA translocase activity; ATP binding.
GAGUGAAAGGCAGAUUGUAUGAUGCCUGUGUGUAAACAGCCAUGCUACAUGGUGGUGAAAUUUGGACUAUGACUACAACAGGAUUUGUGAAGGCUUGAAAGAAAUAAAGCUAGCAUGUUCCACUGGAUCGGUAAUGUCAGUGUGCACACAUGACAGAGUGUAAGUGAUUUAUGAGGAAAACUGGGCAUAAGAGGCAUCAGAUGUUGUGUGCAAGAGAGAAGAAGACUGCACUGGUUUGGUCAUGUGAUGUGCAUGGAUGAGGACAGCUGCAUAAAGAAGUGCCAAGUUCUAAUUGUGGAGGAAACUUGUGGAAGCGGGUAAACCCAGGAAGACAGGAGAUGAAGUGGUGAAAAAGGAUGCCAGGCGUCACUGGGGAAAUGACAAGGGACCAGGAAUUGUGUUUACUUGUGGAAGUAUUUUCAACUAAGAUAUCAGCCUGCUGCCAGCUACCUCCAUAAUGGAUGUUCCUGAGGAUAAAUUGGAACAGCGCCGUGCCAUCAAGAUGGUAACGGCAGCUGACAAAUAUCUCCAGAAGCAUGAAUAUCUGAAUGCUUUGAAUCUUUACAAGGAAUCUGUGGACAUUUUGCCUGAUCCUGAUAUCAUUUAUAAAAUUAGGAAACUACGAAAAUACAUGAAACGGAAAGGUUACGACUUAGGGGAAAACAAAGAGAACAUCGAUUCCUGUGAACCAGCUGCUAAUGAAAUUGAGAACUCUGAUGAGAACUUAAUUAAAAAAGUUAAGUCACCUGACAUUUUGAAAGAACAAAGUGAUUUCUAUUGUUCUUCAAAUAGUCAGAAUCCACCUUCCAAUUCCCAUCAAAUGUCUGCUAAAAGUCCUCUAUUGGACACUGACAAACAAAUUGUAAAGAAACAGAAUGAUAAAAGUCCCCUCACUCAAAGUAUGGAACAGUUGUCGCUAUGCAGUAAACAGCCGGUACCAGUUAAAGCUGAAGAUGAGGUCAGAGUCCCUCUCGGAGAUGAAACCAACAAAGCCUCUCUGGCUGACGAAGUCAAAAGGCCUCCCAAAAAGGCUGUUGUUGAAUAUGAUGGCCCAAUACGUGACUUCAAGGACCUUCGCAAAUAUCUUUAUCCUCAUCAGAAAGAAGGCAUGAAAUGGUUGGCUCGGUUGUACUCAGAUGGCAAAGGUGGCAUUCUUGGAGAUGAUAUGGGUCUUGGUAAAACUCUUCUGAUGAUUGGUUACCUUGCCAAAAUGUUUGAGGUUGGAGAAGUUGAAACAGCUCUUGUUGUAGUACCGAGUUCUUUGAUAUUGCCUUGGCAUCAGGAAAUUGAUAAAUGGGCUCCAGGAUUGAAUUACGAUUCAUUCCAUGACAAGGGAAAAUCUGGCAGAAAGAAAACCCUUCAAUUCAUCCAGAGAAGAGGAGGUGUUCUUCUUGUGACUUACGGUUUAUUAGCGAACAACUACGAGGAUCUUUCAACUGACCGAACUGGUCAGGAGUUUGUUUGGGACUAUAUGAUACUGGACGAAGGUCAUAAAAUUAAGAAUCCCACCAAGACACAGAAAGCGGCCCACCAUAUUCCGUCUCGUAAUAGAAUUAUUAUGACUGGAACCCCUAUCCAGAACAACCUGGUUGCACGGCAAAAAGAUGCAUCUUUAGAAGAGAAGCAGUUAGGAUUCAUGAUGACCAAGAAUCUCCAGAAGCUAAUUGCUCCAUUCUUCCUGAGAAGAACCAAAGCUGAGCUGAUGUCUGAUUCAAAGAGUGGUAUACCGAAAUUACCACGGAAAAAUGAUCUGAUUAUCUGGGUGAAGAUGACCGAAAACCAAAAACAGGUCUACGAAUCUUAUCUAUGCUUAGAUGAAGUGAAACAGCUGAUGUCAUCAAGUAAAUCUCCACUUGUGGCUCUUAUCAUACUCAAGAAACUGUGUGAUCAUCUUCGUCUGAUGUCUGUGAGAGUUUGUCGAAGUCUGGGAUUGCUGACCAAAGAGGAAAGUCGAAAAUUCCGUUCAUCAUUCCAUCACUUAGAUGAUCCAGAUGAGAUUGCUGAACAGACAAAGGAAAUGAAUGUUUUAGACCAGAGUUCUAAACACACCAGUGGUAGCAGCACCAUCAGUAGCAGUGAGUUCAAUGAGAAUGCUUGUGCUGCCACUCAGCUUAAUGGUAUUCCAGACACCGUAUUAUGCCAAGAGUCUGGUAAACUGAUUGUUCUUAUUGAGCUGCUUGGUUAUAUUGUGGCCACUAACCACAAAUGUGUUGUCUUCUCCCAAUCAGCCAAAAUGUUAGACAUCAUUCAGAAAAUUCUGAAUAACCUGAAGUACAAAUAUGUCCGAAUGGAUGGCAAAGUCAUAAAAUUAGAAGAGAGAGCAAGAAUUAUCCGCAAAUUUGAGACAGACAAGAGCAUUUCUAUAUUCUUGAUGACUACACAGGGAUUUGAUAAAUUAAUUGAUCCAAGCUGGAACCCUGCAACAGACAGCCAGGCUGUGGACAGGGUUUACCGUAUUGGUCAAACGAAGAACGUCAUUAUCUUCCGCUUAAUGACUUGUGGUUCAGUUGAAGAGAAAAUCUACAUCCGCCAGUUGUUCAAACUAUCUAUCAAUCGACAAACCACCAAAGAAUCCAAGGAUCCAUUUAGGUACUUCACUAAGCAGGACCUGAAACAGUUGUUCAUUGUGGAGAAUCUGGCUUGGUCUGACACUCAGCAGCAGCUCAAUGAAAUGUUUGCUGGUAUGAGGCAGUCUGAUGAAGUUGUCGACCAACAAAUCGAAUAUGUGUUUGGUGUCAGUGACCAUGAUUUAGUGUUUUCAAAAGAAGAUGACAAUGAAGAAGCAACGUUAUCUAACUCCAGAGUGGAGACAAUGAUGGUCCAAGCCGAAGAAGCGAUUCGGUCCGAGGUGAAUACUGACCGAAGUGUUUCUGUGAAACAAUGGUCAAGUACUAGCUCUACGGUCAAUAACGAGAGACAAAUGAGGGACCCUGAUGGUCAAAAUUUUGUCUCUUUGCUCCCGCUGAACCCCAAUGGAAAGGUCCCUACUGUACCAACAACUCACACUCGUCCACCUUUCAACAGGAAUGAUGAUGAUGUUGUUGUUGUUGUUAAAGACAGUGAUGAUGAUGAUGAUGAUGAUUUCACCAGUGUUUCAAUUGGUAGCAACAACAACAACAGCAGCAGCAGCAGAACUGGAGUCAAUGACCUGACAACACCAUCUAUUGAUAGAUGGACGAUGAAUUACAAUAAGAACAGCAGCAGCAGUACUCUUGGUACCAUUUCUAAUCCAAUCUCUGUUGAAGACUGUUGCUCGGAUGAACAGCUAUCACCAACCCCUAUUGUCCACUCAUCAGUCCCUAAUACAAAAUCCUUGUCUGAUUCUGUUUGUGAAUCUCCUGCUCCUGAAAACAACACUACAAAGACCGGUUCCAUUGGCCGGAAAUCUUCUAUUUUACACUCCGAUGACCUUCUGAAAUCAUUCAUGUGUAACAAUAGUGCGAAUUCCAGUCGCCAGCGUCCUCGUCUGUCUGAUUCUGUCCGUAAGGCAGAAGACACAGCAGUCGAUUCGGAGGAUGGUACAUGGUUUGUUGCUGACUCAGAUGAUGAAAAUGGUACCACUACUGAGAUGGGUCGCCAUACUACAUUAAAGCCAAGUCUCAAUUUCUGUGUAGCAGAAUCUGACAGUGAGAAUGACAUGAUUAAUGAUUCUUGCGCAGAUGGUAGCCUGUCAGGAAAGGCUUUGAACAGCACCAAAGGUAGCAGCAGUAAGAAUUUCCGUACACCCUCUUUCAAAGGUGUGUCUUCUGUGGUGCCGAGUAGCUCGCCAAGAACUGAAGGCCGCGAAGAGGAGGAAAUGGAGACUGUGGCAGAUAACUCAUUUGAAGGUCAAACAGAACAACGUUUGGGGCAUGACCAAAGCAAGAACACAGAAUGUAAUGGUGAGGGGAACGACAGCGUUGUCAAUGUUAAAAGACACCGAAAGGUAUAUUGUGUGAUAAGUUCUUCAGAAGAGGAUUCUGGCUCUGAUGGUGUUGAUGACGACGACAACAAUGAGAACAAAAGAACCAAUGAUGACAGCAGCAGUUUCGAUGCUGUGCUUCCGAAACUGUCAAAAUGUCAUCGAAAGAGACUCCUCUCUUCAUCAGAGUCUGAGGCAGGAACAGAUUCUGAUGGUGAAGGAGAGAAUAAUAUCUCUGUUGUCCAAGAAAUGUUGAAUAUUUCUACUAAUCCACACGAGUCACUCAUCUCUUCUGUCCAAGUACGUCCUGUCAAAGUUCGAAGAUCGCAACAGUUUAAUAAUUCCCAAACAACGCAGUCUCCUAGCCUGUCGUCGGCUGCUCGAAAGGGUCCUUUCGAGGCAGAGCUCAGUGAUGCGGAUAUGGAAGGCGCAUCUGCGGUGGUUAAGAACAACAGCUUGGUUGCCCGUGGGGCUGGAGGGACAUCUGAUGGGGUCGGUGAAAGGGAGGAGGACGGAAAUGGAAAAAGAGAAGAAAACGAUGUAAAGGAGGAUGAAGACAGUGAAGAGGAGGAAGAAGAAGAGGGAGAUGAUGAACAAGAGGAAGAAAACGAGAUGGAUGUAAUAAAUAAAGAGAGAAAGGAAAUAUCAGUAGUAAGGGAAGAAAAUGAAGACAGUGAGGAAGAGGAAAUAGAAUUGCCAUUUCUUUCCAACGAAAAGAGUGAAGAAUUCAACAACUUUGUCAGGGAUGCCAGAAAGUCUUAUCUAAGUGAGAAUUACAAAGAGGCCUUGUAUUCAACGCUGAAGGCUCUUAAUCUCGAUUCAAGUGACUUAAAAUUACAGACAUUUGCACUGAAACUGAGAAAACUCUGUAAACCUCAAUGAGACAAUCACUACAAAUAUGGAGUUCAAUGAAUUCGGUAAACUGAACGUCAUCACAGAUUCAUUGUUCACUGCAGAUUAUUUUUUGUUAAUUUUGUUAUUUGUUUUAUUUGUUUGAGUUUAGUUUUUUCUCAUUAGAGAUUUCACUGUCAUUUGUAAAAAAAAAAAAAAAAUAUGCACUGCAUAACAUUGUGUGUUUCUUUAGUUUUUAUCUCCAAACCCUAAUUUCUUUUGUCUCGUGUUGGUGAAUGUAUACAUAGGAGGAGGCACCCAAAAGAAACUAGAAUUUUGCAAUAUUAUUUUAAUCACUUAGUUUUACAUGUUGAUGCUUUUGUUGUCUUCAAAGUAUUCUCCAUUUGAAGCGAUGCAUCGGUCAAGACGCAUUUUCCACUGUACGUAGUAGUCCUGGGAACUCUUGCGAAGUUAUGCCUUUCAAUGCUUCCGUCGUUUUUUUCCCUUCAUAUCUUCCACAUCUGCAAAUUCCAUAGCACCACCUUUCAUCACCAGUGAUGACCUUUCAAUAAAAAUAGUCCAGAUCAAAUUCCACUUGUUCUCUCCGUUCACGACACGCAUUCAGUCGUGACUGCUUUUGAUCUUCCGUAAACAAGCGAGGUACAAAUUUUGCUGCAAUUCUUUUCAUUUGCAAUUCUUUACUCAAAUUUCAUUGGCAAGAGCUCCAGGACACACCAGUCAUAUCAAACAAGUUCGUCAAUUGCUUGGUGACGGUCGUCCACGAUCAGUUCAUGAAUUUCAUUUGUUCAGUAAGAGUCGACGUUCAUCGCGAAUGGAGUUGAUCUUCAAGCGACAAGUGACCAUUCCUAAAGCGUGAGAACCACUUGUAAACUUGUUUUUCUCAUGGCAGUGUCCCCCUUGUAAGCUAUUUGAAAAGCAUGACAACUGUGUUGGCUGUCAUCUAUCCCUGCAGAAAACAGGACUUCAUGUAGGCAUGUUGUUCCUUCAUUUCAGCCAUUGCAAAAAUUGAUGAACAGGGGAAGAAGCUCUGCUAAACAGAGAUGCACCAUGUGGUUGUACAACUUCACACAAUGACCCCUGGUCGGUGGACUGAUGCCUGAGGGUCGCACCCAGCGGCUCCUAGUGGCGGGAGCCUGAACUGCAAUAGGUUUGUUCCACAGAGAACGUUUCCAGUUACGUUUGGGUGCCUCCCCUUAUGUGAGUGUAUGUGUAAAGAGAGAGGGACAUAAUAAAUAAAAAAAGAUACAAUUUUUCUUCUUACUCCUUAUUUUUGACUUGUAAUAUAUAACAUGAUAAAGCUGAUGACCAAAAAAGGUAUAUACAUGUAUGUAUGUAUAUAAAUAUUUGUAUAAUAUCUCAAA